This is a messenger RNA of Vigna radiata var. radiata (mung bean), 3872 nucleotides long. RefSeq names its product LRR receptor-like serine/threonine-protein kinase GSO1. Gene Ontology annotation, molecular function: protein binding. The transcript has 2 exons. The record is from RefSeq and is a predicted model, not a curated record. Bases 155 to 3682 code for a protein of 1175 amino acids. Lineage: Eukaryota; Viridiplantae; Streptophyta; Magnoliopsida; Fabales; Fabaceae.
GUUGAGAUUUUCCACAGAAAAUAGGGACCUCAUUAAACCAAAAUUCUACUUCCAAACUUUCUUCCUUGCUUGACUUGGAAUAGUGAAAAAAGACCGGGCGUAGAAAUUAAGCCCUAACUACUUAAAUGCUGUUGCUGAGGAAAAAAUAAUUUUAAUGCUGUUGUUUCAUCUUUUAUCCAUACCAAGGUUUAGAGCAUACAGAAAUUUCAUGUCAGGAAUGAGCAGUUACUUUCUCAAAAUAUUGUUGGCAGUGUUUGUGUGCAUUCUGCAUACCAAACUAUUCGCUCUUGGAUUCAACUCGCUAUCACAGAGUUCACAAGUUAAAUGCAUACAGAGGGAAAAGCAAACACUCCUCAUUUUCAAACAAAGUGUCCGAGAUUACUAUGGCAUGCUGUCCACGUGGAGGGACAAUCAAAAUGACGGAGAUUGUUGUAGAUGGGAAGGUAUUGAAUGCAGCAAUGAAACUGAUCACGUAGAAAUGGUUAAUCUUCGUGGUUCAGAAUCGCAUUAUUUGUCAGGUUCAAUCAAUAUCACUUCAUUGGUUGGCUUGCAAAAAUUGGAAUAUUUGGAUCUCAGCUCUAAUCGUCGUUCCAUUGAAGAUCAAAUUCCACCAUCCAUUGGCUCUUUUCAAAACUUAAGAUAUCUCAAUCUGUCACAAACAAGUUUCUCAGGGACAAUUCCAUGUGAACUGGGAAAUCUCUCAAAAUUAGAGUAUCUUGAUCUUAAAACAACUGAUCUUGACGGAGAAGUUCCUUCUCAACUUGGGAAGCUUUCAAAUCUGAGAUAUCUUGAUCUAAGUGCCAAUGAUGAUAUCUAUGGUGAGAUCCCUUCUCAACUUGGAAAUUUGUCACAUUUGAGGUAUCUCGAUCUUUCAAGAAAUCUUCUUUCUGGAGCAAUUCCUUCUCAACUUGGAAGUCUUUCACAUUUGAGGUAUCUUGAUCUGUCAGGAAAUUCGCUUUCCGGAGUACUCCCGUUUCAGGUCGGAAAUCUUCCUCUCUUGCAUUCUCUUAGACUUGAUGGAAAUUAUGGUCUUAAAAUAAAAGAUGAAAAUUGGCUAUCUUCUCUCUCUUCAUUAACAACUCUCAGUCUCCAUUCCUUUCCUUAUCUUGGCAUCUCUAAUAUAAGUGAGCAUCUUCCAAACUUAAGAGAGUUAAGUCUAGACAAUUGUGCACUUUCAGAUGCUGAUAUUUCACUUUUGUUUCCUUCUCAUUCCAACAUUUCCACUUCACUUUCCAUCCUUUCUCUCUCUAAUAAUAAGUUGACGUCAUUAACAUUUCAAUUGUUGUCCAACUAUAGUCCUAAUCUCCAAGAGUUGUAUCUUUCUGCUAAUAACAUUGUUUUGUCGUCUCCUAACUAUCUAAACUUUCCUUCUCUUUUGAUACUUGAUCUGUCUUCUAAUAAUCUGACUCAGACAUCAAUAUUUCAAGAACAUCUCAACUUCAGCACCAAACUACAACAGCUUACCCUGUUUGAUUGCGGCCUUACUGAUAAAAGCUUUCUUGUGUCAUCUUCUUACACUAAAAAUUCUCUUUCUCUUGUCACCCUUGAUCUCUCGGAUAAUUUAUUGAAAUCAUCCGUUGUAUUUCAUUGGUUUUUCAACUUCACCACCAAUCUUCAAAGCCUUUCCCUUUAUAGUAACUUGAUAGAAGGUCCCAUCCCAGAUGCAUUUGAGAAAGUAAUGAACUCUCUUGAAGUUCUCAUACUGGAAACCAACAAACUGAAAGGCGAGAUUCCAACUUCCCUUGGGAACAUAUGCACAUUAAAGGAAUUAUACCUCAAUAGUAACAGUUUGAGUGGGAAAAUUUCUAGCUUCAUUCAGAAUUCCUCAAGGUGCAACAGCCCUGCACUUGAGAUGCUAGAUUUAUCUAAUAACUCCAUUAUUGGAAAAGUACCUAAUAAUAUUUCAGCGUUUAAAUCUUUGCGAUAUUUGUAUCUUUCCAACAAUCGGUUAACUGGAGAAAUACCAGAAAGCAUUGGGUUGCUUCAUCAGUUGCAGUCUCUUCAUCUUGAAGAGAAUUAUUUGGAGGGCGAUAUCAAUGAAUUGCAUUUCACAAAUUUGUCCCAAUUGGUAGAACUAGACUUAUCAGACAACUCAUUGUCCUUCACGUUCGGUACUACCUGGUUUCCACCUUUCCAAUUAAUUAACAUGGCACUGGCUUCAUGCAAGUUGGGUCCUAGCUUCCCAAGCUGGCUCCAGACUCAAAGUCAGCUAAGCUUCCUUGAUAUUUCGGAUGCGGGGAUUGAUGACUUUGUACCAGAUUGGUUUUGGAACAAGUUACAGUUUAUAAAUGAGAUGAACAUGUCUUACAACAGUCUCAGAGGUUCGAUUCCAAAUUUAACGAUGAAGUUUCUCAGGGAUGGUCCAACUGCAAUAAUUCUAAAUUCAAACAAACUUGAAGGUGUAAUUCCUACUUUUUUGUCACACGCUGGAAACUUGGAUUUGUCAGGAAAUAGGUUUUCAGAUUUAAAUACAUUAUUGUGCAGAAAUAGAGUAACAAAAGGUAUGCAUACUUUGGAUUUAUCAAAUAAUCAAAUAACAGGACAACUGCCUGAGUGUUGGGAACAUCUAAGUUCAUUAGCAUUUCUUGAUCUAAGAAAUAAUAAAUUAUCUGGAAAGAUUCCACAGUCCAUGGGUACUCUUGUUCACUUGGAGGCUCUGGUCCUACGAAACAACAAUUUUAAUGGAGAACUGCCACUCACAUUGAAGAACUGUUCAAACUUAGCUUUAUUAGACGUGAGUAAGAAUUUGUUGUCUGGUCCAGUACCUUCCUGGAUCGGGGAAAAUAUGCAACAAUUGAAAAUUCUGAGCUUGCGAGUAAAUAACUUCUUUGGAAGUGUUCCUGUACAACUCUGCUAUUUGAGUCAAAUUCAAGUCUUUGACCUCUCAAAGAAUAACUUGUCAGGUGAAAUACCAACAUGUUUCACAAAUUUUACCACAUUGAUGGAAAGGAGCGUAAUCCCGAGGGAAAUUGUAAGGAAACGAAAAAUUUCGACCCAAGAAUCUUAUGAAUAUAUUUAUGACUCUUACUUGUUAUUGUCGUGGAAAAAUCAGGAUCGUGAGUUUUGGAAUCCAGAGAAUCUUCUUAAGAGCAUUGACCUCUCGACUAACAGUUUAACAGGUAAAGUACCUAGAGAGAUUGGAUAUUUAGUUGGAUUGAUUUCUUUGAAUUUAUCAAGAAACCACUUUCAUGGUGAAAUUCCUUCUGGGAUUGGGAAUUUAAGUUCGCUGGAAUUUCUAGACUUAUCAAGAAAUAAUUUCACUGGCAGUAUUCCUUCCACUCUUUCCAACAUUGAUCGUCUUGGUGUGUUAGACUUAUCAAACAAUAAUCUGAGUGGAAGAAUCCCUUGGGGAAGACAGUUGCAAACCUUUGAUGGCUUUAGUUUUGAAGGAAAUGUUGAUCUUUGUGGUGAGCAACUGAAUAAAAGUUGUCCAGGAGACAAGACACAAAAACCUAAAGAACCAGCCAUUGGUGGUGAAGAAGACAAUUCAAUUUUCUAUGAAGGAUUUUAUAUGAGCUUGGGAGUAGGAUUCUUUGUAGGCUUCUGGGGCUUGUUAGGGCCAAUGCUAAUUUGGCAACCAUGGAGAAUUGUUUAUAUGAGAUUCUUGAACAGACUCAUAGACUACAUUCUUGUAAUGGUUGAACUGAACAUUAACAAGUACCAUAGGCAGCUCAAAGGAUAAAAGAAUUUGCAGUUUUUGGAAGAUGAUGAAAGCUGCAUGAAUUACUGGAGUAUGUACUGAGAUUCACAAAUUUAUUUCAUUCUAUUGUGUAAUGUAAGCGUAACCUUUCUUAUUUCUUCUUAUAAUGUGAACGUUUUGCAAAUUGACUACCCAGAUUUUUAAGUAUCAGCAUUGAUAGAAACAAAAACAA